This is a messenger RNA of Eimeria acervulina, 312 nucleotides long. RefSeq lists its product as hypothetical. The record is from RefSeq and is a predicted model, not a curated record. The coding region runs from base 1 to 312 and encodes 103 amino acids. The transcript has a single exon. Lineage: Eukaryota; Apicomplexa; Conoidasida; Eucoccidiorida; Eimeriidae.
AUGGUGUAUUGCAACAGCAGCAGCAGCACCACAAUCGCAGCAGCAACAGCAACAACAACAACAACAACAGCAGCAGCAUCAACAGCAGCAGCAUCAUCAACAGCAGCAGCAUCAACACCAGCAGCAGCAUCACCAACAACAACAACAACAGCAGCAUCAACAGCAGCAGCAUCAUCAACAGCAGCAGCAGCAACAACAGCAUCAACACCAGCAGCAGCAGGAGCAGCAUCAACAGCAGCAGCAGCAGCAGCAGCAGCAGCAGCAAGAGACCUUUGCGAAUAUGAUGAACAGCAAUGUCAGGCUCUGCGCUGA